AACCACCGCGCAGAAGCAGGAACUUCCUGUGGUUUCCAUGGUGACAGUGGACGCUUCCUGGAUCGCUCAUGGCUUUCUUCGGGCUGACUAAUCUCGGGUAUCAGGAUCCUCUGCUGGCCGCCCGAAUUCAGGAGGACUCGGGAAUAAGUGGAAAGAAUACAACAAAACUUCCUGCCCUUGCUCCCCACUGUUCAUAUGUGAGUUAUGGGAAAUAUCAGGAGAUGGUUAGACGUCACCAAGAUCUGAGGACUCCUAAACAAACCCAGAGAAUCCCACUGACUACAGCCCAGCAGUAUGGAUGGUGGCUGCCACAGGACCCCAAGGCAAAACCAGAAAGUGACCAUCCUUGGAUUCAAAGUACACGACAUCCCAUGAUCAAUAGCCCAAUGACCAGGUUUGUGGAUCAAAUGGCGGCGACUAACAAAGAAUUCCGUUUAUUUUAACACCUACCAUGAAGCAUAGAGGACACCAGUUAUUAACAUUUCUUUUGAUAUAUAACAAUAUAACUAUAGUGCCAUUUGUUACAAUCAGCCUUAUGUCAUCAAUGUUUGCUAGUUAUACUUGCACAAUAUUAAUUCUUUGUUUUGGCCACUGAGUACAUUAAAAGCCUGGUUAACUUUGUACACAAA
Molecule: messenger RNA, 629 nt
Organism: Rana temporaria (common frog)
Lineage: Eukaryota; Metazoa; Chordata; Amphibia; Anura; Ranidae
Gene: SPMIP11
Product: testis expressed 49
Exons: 4
Coding region: 69-443 (124 amino acids)
Source: RefSeq, a predicted model, not a curated record